Messenger RNA from Aureobasidium pullulans EXF-150, 210 nucleotides. Its product is annotated as ankyrin. The transcript has a single exon. The annotation marks the transcript as partial. The record is from RefSeq and is a predicted model, not a curated record. Gene Ontology annotation, cellular component: cytoplasm. Gene Ontology annotation, molecular function: protein binding. NCBI's taxonomy places the organism in Eukaryota, Fungi, Ascomycota, Dothideomycetes, Dothideales, Saccotheciaceae.
CUGCAUAUGGCAAUCGAAAGCAGACACGAAGGCAUCGUACGCAUUCUCCUCGAAGAAGGUGUCGACAUCAACGAAAGGAACAGCGAAGGAAGUACCGCUCUUUAUAUGACUAUACAAAAGCGGCAGGAGAACAUGCUACAGCUCUUACUUAAGAAAGGUGCAAACGUCGAUAUAGUAGAUAACAAAGGCCGCAAGCUAGUACACCUAGCG